UCACGCGCAUGCUCAGUGUCGCCUGACUCCAGCGCCACACUACAACAGUAUCUACAGUAACAACUGCUACUCCUGCGCUCUCCGUGUCCGUUCCCUGUCUGUGUGUGUGAGCUCCGGUAAGAUGGCAGACCCGCGAGUCAGACAGAUCAAGAUCAAGACCGGCGUGGUGAAGCGGUUAUCCAAGGAAAAAUUAAUGUAUCAAAAAGAAGCCAAACAACAGGAAGAGAAGAUUGAGCGGAUGAAACGUGACGGAGGGGAUGAAUAUGACAUUAAAAAACAGGCAAAAGUACUGCAGGAAUCUUACAUGAUGGUCCCAGACUGUCACCGCAGGCUAGAAGCAGCACAUGCCGAUCUUUCUCAGCUCCUAGAGAAUGAAAAAGACUUGGAAGAGACGGAGGAAUACAAAGAUGCCCGUGCCAUGCUGGACUCGGUGAAAUUAGAAGCGUGAACACUCUCCAGACCCUGUUUUUAUGCCUUGAUAUCAUUCCACUGUUCUGUUUUGAAAAUUGGGAAAAAUGAAUGCAUUUCCAUAGCCUAACAAUACAAGGACAUGUUAAGAUUCCAUUUCAGUAACUUCGAGGCUGUGGGACGUAAAUUGGUUUAACCUAUACAGCUUUGUAGCAUUGUACUAAACUGUCGCAGUAAAGGGGGGAAAAAAAUCAGUUUUCCUGCAUUAAAGGUGUUUAAGAGUAA
This is a messenger RNA of Pseudophryne corroboree (corroboree frog), 693 nucleotides long. RefSeq names its product tubulin folding cofactor A (gene TBCA). The coding region runs from base 122 to 448 and encodes 108 amino acids. Gene Ontology annotation, molecular function: beta-tubulin binding. The transcript has 4 exons. NCBI's taxonomy places the organism in Eukaryota, Metazoa, Chordata, Amphibia, Anura, Myobatrachidae. Gene Ontology annotation, cellular component: cytosol; microtubule cytoskeleton. Gene Ontology annotation, biological process: tubulin complex assembly; post-chaperonin tubulin folding pathway. The record is from RefSeq and is a predicted model, not a curated record.